Messenger RNA from Helicoverpa zea (corn earworm), 4036 nucleotides. RefSeq names its product receptor-type tyrosine-protein phosphatase S-like. The coding region runs from base 228 to 3233 and encodes 1001 amino acids. Gene Ontology annotation, molecular function: cell-cell adhesion mediator activity. The transcript has 16 exons. Gene Ontology annotation, cellular component: plasma membrane; axon. The record is from RefSeq and is a predicted model, not a curated record. Lineage: Eukaryota; Metazoa; Arthropoda; Insecta; Lepidoptera; Noctuidae. Gene Ontology annotation, biological process: homophilic cell-cell adhesion; dendrite self-avoidance; axon guidance.
AGUAACCCUAAGCGCUUCGGACGGGGAGGUUGUGUCGCCACGCGCCGCAAACACAUCGCGAUCUCCGCAAACUAUAAACAUUCGCCGACAAUGUUAUGAUUGAAAACCAAACAAAAUGAACCAUGGAUUUUUGUAUCGGUAAAAAUUAUAAUAAGUGUAUUUUUUCACGUGGAAUAAUAAACUAUGCGGUGUGAAGUGCGAAGUGACGUUAAUCAGUAGUGUCAAGCAUGACCGCGGGUCCAAUUAAAAGAGAUAAUCUCAGAUGGAACCAGUUCAAGUGUGUAGUGCUUUUGCAUCUUUUGUUCAGUUUCCCUUGCGCGACAAAAGCUCAAAGUCGGGCUCCGCGUAUAAAGGAGCACCCAGCUGACACUAUAGUGGGUAGGAGUGAGCCUGCAACUCUUCGCUGCGUCUCUGAAGGGAAGCCGAAGCCCACGAUCCAGUGGUACAAGGAUGGGUCACCCCUUGCUCCUACUGACCACCCACAUAGAGUACUGCUUGAAGAUGGACUGCUGUUCCUUAGGGUUAUGCGAGGAAAGAAAGAAAACGACGAGGGUGUGUACUGGUGCGUCGCACGCAAUUCAGUCGGGGAAGCGGUCAGUAAGAACGCCACGCUCACCAUUGCUGUUCUUCGAGACGACUUCAGAGUUGAGCCUCGUGAUGUGAAAGUAGCCAGUGGUGAACCAGCCACACUAGAAUGUUCCGCUCCGAAAGGCGUUCCCGAUCCGGGCGUACACUGGACGAAGGAUGGACAAACUUUAGAUGUAGAAGUUAACGGGAGAAUAAUGAUAGUAAAUGGUGGUGAUCUCAGAAUAUUAGAAAGUCUUCCAGGAGAUAGUGGUGUUUAUAGAUGUUCAGCGUCUAAUGUAGCCGGGGAAAGACAAUCCCGUCCCGCGACAUUGCUCGUAUUACGCAGACCACAUUUUCUCGUGAAACCUAAUAACAUAACAGCAUUGAUAGGCCAGAACGUUGAAUUUCAUUGUCAGGCAUCGCCAGAAUCAGAUGUGUCGGUGACGUGGUCUCGCGACAAUGGUUCAUUAUCGCCAUACGCGAUCAUUCGUCGAGGAUCUCUGAGAAUAGAUCGAGUUGUUGCCACCGAUGCCGGGACUUAUACAUGUAGGGCUGAGAGCCAAGCGGGAAGCAGUGCGGUAGCAGCUACACUUACUGUUCAUUCACUACCUCAUUUCACUCGAGUGCCUUCUGACCAGACUGCGUGGGAAGGUGAGGCAAUAUCCUUUCAAUGCGAAGCUGAGGGUACACCGCCGCCCGUUGUUUUUUGGACUAUGGAGGGAUCACAGGAACUGGUGUUCCCAAAAUCGACACACGGUACUGGGUCGUUGUACCUAGAUAGGGUAACAACACAACACGCUGGCAGACUGACAUGCGUUGCUGUAAGUGCCGCUGGAAGUGCUAUGCAUACCGCCACAUUACAGGUACUAAGAAGAGAAGCCAAUUCAUUUAAUGGAGACCUAGAAUCUUCGUCUCCAUACCCUGAAUUGUCGAAGCACCAAAAUCAUCAGCCGAUGACUCAGUAUGAGUUGGUUCAAGCUCGUCGAUACCUACAGCAAGAUGUUCUAGCUCUGAGAAGAGUUGAAGGGAUGUCUGCCACUACGGUCAAAAUAGUUUGGGAUGUUUUAACAGACUAUAAUGAGUACUUAGAAGGAGUAAAAAUAUGGUUCAACGGUACCUCCCUAAACCGACAAUACGUUUUAGAAGAAGACUACCAGCAUUCCAAUUUAUCUUUUAAGGAAACUUUAGCUGACUUUACAAAGUAUGAAAACUUUUCUAUGACCACAGUUCACAAUAGCGGGUCAUCUAGUCAUAUUUUAACUGGCCUAUUGCCUCAUGCUCAAUAUGAUGUAUUUUUAAUGCCGUUCUAUAAAUUACUUUUGGGCAAACCUUCAAAUAUGAAGACGGGAUUUACUGAAGAAGAUGUUCCAACGGAGCCACCACAAAGCGUCACAGCGGGAGUGAUAAAUGCGACGUCAGCGUGGAUUCGGUGGGAUCCACCACCCCCGCAUACAUGGAACGGCGAACUUUCCGGUUAUUUGAUUGAGGUUCGUGUGGGCGGUAGUACUGGCGGUCGCGUGGUCGGUCAGAUGUCGUUGGGAGCUCGUACACGGGCUGCUGCGGCAAGUUCCCUGCGGGCUGGCGGCCGGUACAGCGCACGCGCCGCCGCUGUCACACGCCGCGGACACGGCCCUUUCAGCGCGCCCGCGUACAUACACAUGCUGCCCACGCAGUCACAGAGACACUACGUACAAACUGAACCAUCGACGGACAAAGCGAUAGUGUCAAUGUUCCAAGAAACUUGGCUGCUAGCAUUAUGUCUAACUUUGUUAGUGUUAGUGCUAGUCGGCACUGGAGUCAUUGUUUACAUAAGGCGAAAGCAGACAAAGCAAAGAAAAAGCCAAAACACAACUGGUACAGCUAUUGUUAAUGCUCAACAUUGUCUGUUGGGGAAAGAGGCUGUUUGGCUAAGAGAAAGGCCAGUGUUUGAAGGCUCUAAUGAACCUAGGAUAGAGAUUUUAAAUUGCCACCAAAGUCUUUUGCACGGUGGGCAUUCAAUAGGUACGAUGGCUAUGGAAGCGGAGUACAGUCUUCCACAACAUACGAAUGUUAUGAAUCCAAUACCAGAAGAAUCUCAACUAAGGAGGCUCCAACCAGAGCCUUACGCAUCCAGUGCUAUUUACACUGAAUUGAACUAUCAGGACCACACGGACGCAGAAGAUUCUUGCAUGAAAUGUGCUGUAAGCCCAGGCUCUUACGAUAACAGCAUGGUCAGAUCGUAUGGAGAAAGCAAUCAAUACUCAAACGAGGAAUGUUCAACAUGCUGCAGAAGCAGCAGCUCCACACUCACUAAAGACUACAGUGAAAUGACAAAAUGUGGGAACGAUGACGAAAUGCAAGACAUCUCAAUAGAAGACUGUCCGUCUUGCAAAACAAAUCACUCGAGGUCUUCAAGCCAUCACGAUGGCCACAAAGAUUGGGCUAUGGCCGAAGUAGAAUACGAUUACCCACAAUGGCAUUGGUUGGGAAGAGAAAACACAUUUAGGCAAACCAACCAAGAAAUGAGGUACGCCAGUGAGGGGCGAAGCGAUCAAGAUUGUAGAAUGAAUUUAUGUGAUAUUCUGCCUCCGCCGCCUUAUGAGAGGGAAUCGCCAUAUCGAGAAAUGAACGCAUUCACAAAUCACUCAGGGACGUCAGGUUGUUCAGGUCAUACUUAUAGAAGUUAAUUGAAUUUAUUGUAAAUUAAAUUAAUAUCACUAGGAUGUAAUACAAGCAAUAUUACUUGAUAGUGAACUGUACAAAUGUAUAAAGGUCUUUGCAUAUUAUGAUCGUUAAGGUAAAGUGGGAUACCUGUUAUACCGUCGCGUAAUCAGAUAAAGAUAUCUAGGGAACUAUAAAAUAUCUCUGGCUAAUUGUUCCAGUGGUAAUAUCAAAUCAUAACAUCAAAACCACAAAACAAAUCAAGAAUUGACUGGAAAACCUUUGAAUAAUAUUGAUCAAUUUAACGACUGAGUCGUUUUGUUAAGCAUUAAAGUUUAUUCAAAUGAUUUGGUUCUGCAUAAUACAUCGGCUCCUGUUUUAUGAUUUGAUUGAAAUUCAUGUUUCGUUAGUCAACAAUUACUUACUGCUUUGGUGAAGUGGGUGUUGUUACGCGACGGUGUGAUAGACGGCUUAAGAAGAUUGUAUGUAGUUCUUGUGGACGUGUUUACAAAUAGACUGCUAUGUAACGUAAUGUAGGCAUUAGGUUUUCAUCUUUCUCUAGUGACUGUGAUAUAGUAUAAUUUCGUAUUCAAAUUUACGUUUUUUGUAAAUAUUUUGAAAUAUUUGAUAUCCUUAUACAAUUUUAUCAUUGACGUAUUUAUUGAGUGUAGUGAUUUAGGAUUUCGAAUGAGAACCAAAUUUUUAAAUAAUGAAAUAUUUUAAACAAUCACAGUUGUGUAUCAUUUUGUACUGAGGCAGAAUUCCUACACUGCAUCGGAUAAUUUGUACUACGUAAUACCGGCUUAAUUAAAACUGGAAGAUUUUUUUA